This is a messenger RNA of Pogona vitticeps (central bearded dragon), 4452 nucleotides long. NCBI's taxonomy places the organism in Eukaryota, Metazoa, Chordata, Lepidosauria, Squamata, Agamidae. The record is from RefSeq and is a predicted model, not a curated record.
AUGCUUGAAGCGGCUUGCAACCCUGUGAUAGCAACACAAAGGAAGAAAAAAUCCAAGUUCCAAACUUUUAAGAACUUCUUUGCCAAGAAGAAGAAGAACAGAGAGCCGUCUGCUCCUGCAAGAGAAAACAAACUGAAGCCGAGCCAGUCCAGUAGCGAUCUCAGUGCCCAGAACCUCAAUUCUGACGUACUCCAUUUGCUGACCGAGCCCGGGUCCAGAGGGAGCAUGGGAAACAAAGCCUUAUCGCACGACAGCGUUUUCAUUUCUGAAUCUUUGCCAGAUGUCACAAGCCACACUUGUUCGCAGGAAAACCUUCCCGGAAAGGUGAAAGCUUUGCAGCUACGGUUGCAGCAGAACCUCCGGCUUGGCUCCCCUCCUCUUGUGAUCCCUGGAAAGAAAACAGAAGAUGCCGGCGCCAUUUCGGAAGACGACGGCUUGCCCAGAAGUCCUCCAGAAAUCUCCACCCUCCAUGACGUUCUGACCUGUUCCACGAGUACAGUAAAAUCUCCCAGAGUCCAUUACGGAAAAGAAGUUGGAAUAAUGAUCAAGUACCUUCUCAGUGGUUUUCUGGAGAAACAUGAUGGCCUGUCUGUCUGCAUUUUGCAGGUCCCCUCGGAAUCCUCCUCCAGGGCGCUCAGCCCCCUCUCCUCCGCAGCCCUUGGGAGUCCCGCUUUUCCAGGCCCCCACUUGCUUCCAGUCGACUUCGACAGCCCGGCCACGCCGCUCGGCUGCCUGGAUACCUCGGCGGCCCGGCAUAGGAUUGCCAUGAAUCCGCGGAAGCAGAAGGCCUUCGCCGGCAAAACUCAGAAUCUUCUUGCAGAACGUGUGGAGAAGGAAGAAUGCCUUCUUAGAGUGGCUGAAGGGAAAACAAGCCAUGUAAAACUCUUUGAAGAAGCUGCUGGCCAAGAAAGGGACCGGAAAGGCCCAUCCGCCCAGAAUACAAAUCUCUCCAAUGGGGAUUGGAUUCGUGGCGCGCGAACCAUGAUAAAGGCCUCCGACGCUUUGCGCUAUUCUUGGAACGCCGGCCCUGGGACAGACUGGGGGGGCCAAAAUCUGACGGAAACCGAUCUCCAACCCGGUGGCCCAAAGGCACAGCCGCCUUUAGCAAAAUGUGAAGACGAGCCCAUGGAGGGGGAAAGGAUAAAAGGAACGGAUUCCCUCACCGGUGACCUCAGGAUACAGCCGCACAGCACUGGGAAAGAGAUGGUCGAAAGUUUGGAAUUGCUGAACCGAGAAACAGGAACCACUGAACUCUGUGAUAUGUCACCCUCGUUUGGGCGUGUUGCGGGAAACGACCUUGAUGCGCCAGCAGAACGCCCACAAGAAGCAAAAGACUCUAAAGUUGGCAGUAAUGGCGUAUGUGGAGAAGGGAGAGCUGUUGAGGACAGUUUUGACACCCUUGAGGCUAAUCCUGUAUUGGUGCCGUUUCCUUCAUCCAGCUUGGAAGGUCCUUCUGAGGCAGAGCAGGCCACGGUUUUGACCUCUGGAAACAGCCCAGAGGCCAAAGAAGACACGGGAGGGUCUGCAGAUGGGACGCUUCAACCGCUUGAAGGCCGCGCAAGGCCAACCGCCUCCCCACAAGAAGAGUUGGCCAAGCCAGAUAGGCUUCCCCUUCGGAGUAUGGUGGGUGAGAAGCCACUUCUCUCAGCAGAACUCAGCUGCCCUGUUAGCCAGGGGCAAAAAGAGGCCUUACGAAAUCUGGCCGCCACAGGAUCUGCCGAGUCUGCUUCAAAAAGUGGCCUGCCUGACAGGAACACUGGAGAUCAUUCGGGAAGUGUGAAAACGAGAGGCGAAGAAAGCAAAGCUCCGAACGAGAUGGUCAAGACACUGUCCAGAUCGGUUUCUGCCAAGCCAGUCAGGUUCACCAUCGCUCCAGCCUGGCAGAGGUCUCUCUCGGGAGGUUCAAAUUCCACCGAUGGUUCCUGCCCUAGAAGCUCUCCGUCUUCUCCCAUAAGAUCAGAGUUGUUUGAAGGAAUACCUCAGUGGGAUUCCACCGGGCAGAGCAGCCCGGAAAGACUUGAUCCGAGUCAUAGGAGCCGGGUGUCCAAUUUGAACUCUGCCAACGAGUGGCCAAAUGAAGAAACGCAGGGCCACGAGAGCCCAUUCGGCGUCAAGCUGAGGAGAACCUCCUCUUUACUGAGAUACCAGAUGGAACAGAAGCAUCAAGAACCCCCAAAACAGUCUCCAGCAGGAGUUUCCAGAACGUCCUCGGUCUCUGUCAAAGCUGAGACAAAAUCACCAGACUCUGGAGUGCCGCUUCAAAAUCUUCCCAGCAGUGCUAAAGUUUUGGUUCCAAAACAGAGCUUCCAGGAGCAGAAAAAGCCCCUCAAGGCUAAAUUGGAUGAAGGGCCCCUCAAGCAGCCGAUGGGCAGAGCGUCAGAGCAUAUCCCAGUUCCGCCUUUGGAAACACCGCCUUCGGAGCCAGCCUGGAUUUCCGUGGCGAAGAUAAAACGGAGAGGAUUCCAGAGCCACCCUUUUGCCAAAGGAGAGAAGAAGGAGGAAAAGACGUCAUCCAAAGCGGAACAACCAGGGGAGAAGCGCAUCAGGAUUUCUCAACAGGAAAAGCAGGCGACUCUUACUGGUGAGAAGCUCUUAAAGAAGACGAGCACCGACCAGGGGUGUGUGCUUGAGACUGGAGUGCUGCCAAAGAUAACAGUAUCGGCAACAAAAGCACCGCUUGUCCGAACGGCCGCUCAAGAAGCCCCUCUGCUGGAAAAGGAAAUGCGAUCAUUGCCCAGCCUAUCUCUGUCCUCCUGCAGCCCGACAGAACCACCCUGGCUUUCUCUGGCCAAGAAAAAAGCGAAAGCAUGGAGCGAAAUGCCCCAAAUUGUUCAAUAGACAUUAUCCGAUACUUGCCAAUGGCUUGUUUUAAUAAUAUAUACUAACAUCUUCACUGUGAGCAUUUUAGGCGUUCCUGCUGAGGAACUGAACGGUUUUCAGAUGGUGGUAGAAAGAGAAGGAACCAAUUUCUAACUCUUUCAAGAAGAAAUUUCUACUCAACACAUAACCUGGCCUAAAAGUUGGGAUUAAUACACUGGGUGCUUUUGGCUGGAGGGACUCCAGAAGAUGUCCGCCAUACUUUGUGUAAGGUCAGAGACUCUCUUGAGAAAGACCUCAAAGGCUAUCCUCAUCCUUUUUCCUUCCAAAGACAGUAUUCUGAGACACCGUAGAUAGUAUUUCUGCUAACAGCUUGCACUGGAGUUGUUUUUUAACUUCCCAUUUCCUGUGAAACUUGGAUUGAUAGUGGCUGAAGACAAGAUGGGAUGGUGGCUGGUUUUUGUUGUUGUUGUUUCUCCAAAUUUUUGUUCCUCACAUCAAGCACAAUAUUGGUGCCAGAGUUAGUAGCUGUUAUUCACAUACUGGAUGCUGAGCACUGGUCACUAAAUCUCAGGUCUUCUGUAACUUCUGAUGUACAGGAACAGGAGCACAAGGGAAUCUGUUAGGUUGAUGAAUUUAGCUCAGACGUUCUCAGCCUUUGGUUCUCCAGAUGUUUGGGCCUUCAACUCCAUGAAUUCUUGAACGCUGGCCAUGACCAGCAUGUCUUCUUGAAGCAGAAGUUUACAGUGUACUACUUAGAGCAGGAAUACAGAACUUGCAGUGCCCCAAAUGUUGCUCCUAUACCCUUGGUCAUGUUGGCCAAGGCUCAACACGGGGGAAGUCCCAAACUUUUGGGAAGCCAGAAAUUCCCUUCCUCGGCUACAAUCUGGAAAUGGUUUGAUGAAUGGUUGCUCAUUAUGGGGUGUAAGAACUCAACCGUUUUCAGCUGCUUUUCUUGCCUCAGUACUUCCAAUAAUUUGGGCAGAUCUGAUGCAGAACUAGGCUGUCUCCCUUCAUGCACGCCAUUGAGACCGUGUUUAUUUUUUUGGUCUCGGGUUUCCUACCUUCGUCUUGGACUCAGCCUGAGCACUGGAGAUUUGGCUAGGCCAGUCCUCUUUGCAGUAACUCAUUGACACAGUUGUAGGACUACAGUACCGAGCAGCCCCAUCCAGGAAAGCCAAUGGUGAAAAGGAGCAUGGGAGUUGUAGCUGGCUCGCUAGUGGCUCUCUGCCUUGGGCUAAACCAGCAGGUCAGGUUGAAUGGCUUUUGUAGAGCUGAGGCAUACAAAUCUUAAACCAGGUGUGCUGUCUUAAUGGCACCCUUAAGAGAGGUGGUGGACGUGCGUGCUGGCAGAGUGCGCCAUUCCGAUGCAAACGACUGCACCAAGGGGAUCUGAAGAUGCUUCUAUUUACAGCUGAGGAAAAUGGACAGCAUUGUCUAAUCCUGGUUAUAUUUCUGCUCCCUGACACAAGAAAGAAGCAACAAAACCUUUACUUGGAUUAACUCUUUCCUCCCCUCCCCCCAUUGAUGUUCCCUCCUUAGUAUCAGUUGGUUUGGUUUGCCCUCCUAACUCCUUCCUCCUCCAAGAAGGGACACCAAAGGGGUGUGUAUGUGCACAAUUCUUGGUUUCUGUUU